AUGGCACAGGCGUUCAGCACUACUUCAAACCCAAGCUUCGGACUCGUCGAUCAUGAGGAGGCUCUUCCAAGCUACUACCUCAUCGAGUACCGCGGUGUGGCGUUCCGAGUGCAGAUGGACCAUAACGACGAUGAGCUCAUCCCUAGGCGCUUUCUUGCAGAAGCCGAGCUGUCCGAGGACUUUACAUCACCUCCAUGGAUUCACCGUGCUCUGCAGACCAUGGAGCAGGGUAGUCUUAUCAGGAUGGCGGAAUGGAACAGACUGGACACCAAGUACAAAGAAGUGUUUGAGAACUUGGUCCGGAUCCCUCUUCUCAGAGAUGGCCUGUUUGACGGUGGUCAUGAAGUUACAGGGCAGCCCACAGAUGAUCAGCCGCUGCUUGCGAGAGAAUCCCGGCGUUUUCGCCGUAUCGUCAAACGUCAGCAGCGUGCCAUCGUGACGUUCAUGCAGGAUAUUCUGAAAGAUGCUCCAAUGACUCAUACAUCCCCCGAUGGGCAAUCCGAGGUGUAUUUGAACCCUAAAUACCUGCAGAAACGGAUCCGUUACUGGAUGGGCCGAAUCCAGCACCGAGAGAGGCUCCUGAUUGGACCUGAAACCAAUGCUUUCUUGACCGUGGAUAGCCGUCCGGGCGAUCGAGUCUGGAGCCGACACUUGGUUCCUAUCACAGUGACCACCAAUCCCAACGUCACCGUUCGCACUCAUCUUACCCGAGCUGUCAAGACCCUUAUUGGUCAGUACUGCUACCAGCUGAGGGAUGUGAGCAACAACAUCCAGUCACUCCCAGACCAAGAAGCGUACCUGAUUCACAUUCACGGCUCUCAUCUCCACAUCCUGCGUCUAAUCGCCCCGGGCUUCAAAACCUCUCGUAUUCGCUCCAACGUGCACAAGCAGUUCGUUUACGAUGACACGUACACCUCUCUGAACCCCCACCAGGCCGAUCAGCUGGCUCUCAGAAUCCUCGCGAAUUCGGACGGCGAUCCCGACGCGCUCCGCAAAGGCCUCAAAGAUAGGAGCGUCCGCAAAGUCCUGGAGCAGGUCGAGUGGUUUCGUUUGUACUGCGGCGACGCCACUGUGGGCACUGUGGAAGAAAUAGUCAACUGCGACCCCACAGUUUUCCAGGUGCUGGUCAGUCGUGAGUAUGAUCUGUGGGAUGAAGAAGGCUUUCGGAAGGCCGUACGCAAUGUCCGGGCGCUCUACAAGUAUCUGAUGAGUGGGACGGCUCGGAUCGGUUCGCUGCAGAAGAUGUUUUGGGACUGGCCGAAGGCGGCAGCCGAUGAUGAUGACGACUAUGACGAGAUGGAUUUUGCUUGGUUCUGGGACUCAGACCGGUUUGCAAGUGGUUCCGAGGAGAACACCGAUGACGAGGAAAGUGAUUACGAGAAUCUCGAGAAGUAUGAGGCAGAGCUUGAAGGCGAGGCGGGAGUUGAUGAAACUGUGUAUGGAAGUGAAGAUAACAAUGAGGAGCUGGCGGAAGAUCUGGACGAUGCACGAGACGCAAUCCUUGAGUAAGGGCGACAUUAAAUGUCGGAUGCUUUGUUGAUGCCAGCAUGGCAGACUUGCUUAUGCCGCGGUUCGCCUGUCUGCAUGGUCUGAUGAAAUGCUGGUCGGUCAACAACAGCUGGGUAUGCGUCCUGAUAUUAGGUACAUCACCAAGACUUGGCUUCAGUCAGUUGGCGAUAAUAAAGAGCUAUCUUGAUAGCGGGGUAAAUCGGGCUUGACGAGGGUUUGAAGCAGAAACAAUUUGU
Messenger RNA from Aspergillus saccharolyticus JOP 1030-1, 1745 nucleotides. RefSeq lists its product as uncharacterized. The transcript has 4 exons. The record is from RefSeq and is a predicted model, not a curated record. Bases 1 to 1509 code for a protein of 502 amino acids. NCBI's taxonomy places the organism in Eukaryota, Fungi, Ascomycota, Eurotiomycetes, Eurotiales, Aspergillaceae.